AUGUUAUGCAGACUGCAGCUCAGGACCUGCCAUAGCACCAGCCCCGUAUGUCCUGCACCUGUCAAAGUAUUGUAUGAUGGGCUCUGUCCCAUAUGUGUGACAGAGAUCCGGUUUCUCCAGUUUCUACAGAAGAAAAGACCAGGCAGUGUGGACUUCAUUGAUAUUUCUCUCCCAGGAUAUGACGGAGCGAAGCACAAUGGCAUCAGUUAUGAGAUGGCAAUGGAGGAAAUGCAUGUUAUAGAUGAGAAAAAUACGGUCCACAGCGGAGUUCCUGCUUUCUCUGUCAUGUACUCUGCAGUGGGACUUGGAUGGCUGGGACGCAUCCUCAUGUGGCCGCCCAUAAGACCCUUAAUGGACAAAGCUUACGAUAUCUUUGCCAGAAACCGCCUCAAGUGGACGGGCCGUGGAUCCGAGUGCACUGAUGGACGCUGUGAUAAGAAAUCAAACUGA
This is a messenger RNA of Knipowitschia caucasica, 450 nucleotides long. NCBI's taxonomy places the organism in Eukaryota, Metazoa, Chordata, Actinopteri, Gobiiformes, Gobiidae. The record is from the annotation of a GenBank genome assembly.